GAGACAGUCCGUGAAAAGGGAAACACGGCCUAGUAGAAGCAAUCAGGGGAUUCAAGGAUCGGAGACGGUGACCCCAAAAUAGCUGCAAGUUACUCCAUGGAUACAUUGAGGUUUGUGGGGGAAAAGAGACGGCAGAGUCAGACUAUUAUCAUGAUUAUUGCUGCAGCAUAAACUUGACAUCUAAACUGGACCCCUCAAUCUCAUCAAUGUGAGUGUGACUCAAGAGCUAAAAAAGGAAGUGAAGGCACUGUUUGUGUGGAAUCUACUAAACCAUGGAUAGCACACCAGAGCAAUGGCGUGUAGGAGAUAAAUGUAUGGCACCUUAUUCAGAAGACUCUAUGUACUACAGAGCAUCCAUUCAGUCGAUCCACACUAACCAGCGCGGCAAUAUCUUAGCAACUGUUCAAUUCAGCGGCUUUGCAGAGGAUGAGAAUGAACAAGUAAAUGUGAGAUGUUUGAAGAAGCGUCCAGCUCGACUUAAGAGAGAUGGCAACGGGACUGGAACAUCUUCAUCAGUACAAGACAAGAGUCCAUUACAAUAUGUAAAUGAAGACGAUCGAUUAAGGGCUAAAUAUGCAGACUUGUUUGCCAGUGACUUAGAUGAUUCACCUUUCACCAAGAGGAGUAAACCAAGAGAACCAUCCUUCUCCCCGCCUCCCUUCGUUCUAUCCUCAUCAGCAAGUAAUGUCUCAAGGAGCACCAAGAAAAGGAAAACUCCAGUAGCAGUAGGCGGCAGAGUCAAGGAAGGUGUUGAACCAUCUAAAAGGUCACCUGCAUCAUUGUGUACUGAAACUACACGGGUACCGGUGAUUCAAACGAGUGAGCUUGGUGAAAAGGACUCCUUUGGCUCUUUUGAUGAAGGUUUUAGCUCUGAAGAUUUGGAGAAGCCAUUUUUCCCUGGUGUAUCUAGUUGUAGUGCUAAAAUACCUCUAGUAUUAUCAUCAGCUGAUGCAGAUACAGUCAUUCAGGUUCCUGCAACUAUCAACCGUUAUUUGAGAGAUUACCAGAGGGAGGGAGUGAAGUUCUUGUACCAGCAUUAUAAGAAGGGCGAGGGCGCUAUAUUGGGAGAUGACAUGGGAUUGGGAAAAACAGUCCAGGUCCUUGCCUUUCUUUGUGCUGUGCUUGGAAAGACAGGAACAAGGGAAGACUGCCAAAGACGCUUGCCAGAGUUUUUAAAGAAGAAACUAAAGAAUUCAACUAGCCAUCAGUCCACUCAGGUGUUUCUCAUUAUUUGCCCCAACUCAGUACUUUACAACUGGUUGGAAGAAUUUGAAACAUGGACUUACUGUACAGUUGGUAAGUAUCAUGGACGUGAGAGACAGGAAACAUUGUGGAAAGCCAUGAAGGGUAAACUAGACGCAGUAAUCACAAGUUAUGAAACAUACAGGAUCUAUAUGGACUCAUUGCUGAAGUUGAAGUGGGCUGGAGUCAUUGUGGAUGAAGUCCAUAAAAUCAAGGAGCCAGGGUCCCAGAUCACUAAAGCUUUGAAGGACAUCAAUACAAUGUGUCGCUAUGGUUUGACAGGAACAGCUCUGCAGAAUAAAGUAUCUGAGCUAUGGUGUGUUCUCGAUUGGGCCAUCCCAAACAGUUUGGGUUCAUGGGCGAACUUCAAAGAUAAGUUUGAAGUUCCUAUAUCCAAGGGCCAAAAGUUUGAUGCCAGCAAACGGGAGUUAGCUGAGAGUAGAAAAGUAUCUGAGCAGUUUGCUGAGCUGAGGGAUCUAAUGAUGAUACGUCGCACUAAAGACUUGAUCAGUCACCAACUACCACAAAAAGAGGAGAAAGUAGUAUUCUGCAAGUUAUCUGAGCUUCAGUUGAGUGUGUACAAGGCGCUGUUGGAAUCUGAUGAUAUGCAGUUAAUACUCAAACAGAAGGAUAUAUGUGAUUGUGGCAGUCGCUUAAUACGGGUCAAAUGCUGCUACAGGCAGUAUAAUCCCGAUGGAGAAAAAGUCAAGUCCUUAACUUUGACAUUCAUGAGUCUACUCAUCAAGGUUGCCAAUCACAUCGCUUUACUCACACCAGAUGUUAGCAUGUCUAACAAACAACGGCAGCGAGCUAAGAAGUAUUGUGACAUUGCAUUCGCACGCCACCCUCAAUUUGUUACAUUGAGUAGAGAAGCGAGGUUCUGCACUUUAUCUGAUCCCUCAUACUGCGGUAAGAUGCAGAUCUUAGAGAAGCUUCUUGGAGUGUUCAAGCGAGAAGGAAGCAAGGUUCUACUCUUCUCUUAUUAUACACAACUACUCAACAUCAUUGAGAUGUACUUGAAGACAACUGAUUAUGAAUACAGAAGACUCGAUGGCAAAACAGCGAUGUAUGACAGACAGAGAUAUGUCCAUGAGUUUAAUGCAGACGCUAAUAUAUUCCUGUUCCUCAUCUCAACCAAAGCUGGUGGUCUUGGUCUUAAUCUCACGGGUGCAAAUGUAGUCGUCAUCUUUGAUCCAAACUGGAAUCCGACCUAUGACCUCCAGGCUCAGGAUAGAGCAUAUCGUAUUGGUCAGCAUCGUGAUGUCAGAGUGUAUAGACUUAUAUCUACAGGAUCAAUUGAGGAAAAUAUGUAUCUCCGACAGAUUUAUAAACAGCAAUUGGCCAGUGCUGCAGUGACAUCAGAAAACCCUAUGAGGUAUUUUACUGCUGUAGCUGGUGAUAAGAAGCAGCAAGGAGAACUCUUUGGUCUGCAAAAUAUGUUUGCAUUCAGGGCAGAUACAUCCUGCUUAACAAAAGAUCUAAUACAGCGCCAUGCUAAGACUGAGUUGGGACUAACCAUGGUCAAGUACAUUCCCCCUACACAUACAGAAUAUCCUACUUCAAUGCAGUCACAAAACUUCAGAAAGGAUGACAAAUCAGACAGUGAUGAUGCACAAAGUAACCAUAGCAACCAAGACCUAACAACAUGUGAUAUGAAUAUUCAUGAUGAUCACGGUGUAGCAUCUCAGAUUACGAGCGACAGUGACUCUAGUAUCGAUAACGACGAUGAUGAUACGAGAAAUAGACGUCAAUCAUUACCAGUCAAGAAAUGGGCUAUUACAGCUUACUCAAUGAGAACCCUAGCCACUGAGUCACGCCACUAUGGAGAGGGUAAAGCUAGAAAACCUACAUCUCAAGAGAAACCAAACCAAGAAUGGAUUACGUCUGAAUCUAGUUCAGAAGAAGAAGAUGUAAUCAGAGAGAAGAGAAUAAGAGGCAAAGCCAUCCUUCAUAAAGAUUGGACUGUUGAACGACGUGCUAAAGGUCAACCCAACCAUGAUGUCAACAAACAUUGUGUCAAAGGUCAAAUGAACAAUAUCAAGAAAUCAAAGCCAAGGAUCUUAGCUAUGAAGCAUGACAGAAGGUCAAAGGGCACCAGGUCACAUGACAGACCACCCACGUCAGAUAAACUGAGAAAUGAAGAUGCAGUUAAUGAUAUUUUCAAGGAAUGUGGAGUUGAUUUCAUUCAUUCUAACCUCAAGAUAGUUGGGGGUAGUCGAGUAGAGGAUCAUGUAUCAAAAAUUGCUGUCAGGGAUGUGUAUGAGUUAUUUCAAAACUCACAACAACCGGCUAAUUACAAUGUACCAACAUUACAAGAGUCAGCACCACAGACUUCUUCUCAAGAGAGUAACCGUUCCAGCCAAUCAAAUAGAGCACUCCAAGAAUACUUGCUUGGCCAAUCACAGCAAGCCUCUUAUAAAAUGAAUGGAAGAGCAGUUCUGUUUGGUCAGACACCCAGAGGAAUCAGGAGAUGUCAUUUUGAAGCAAUGGCUAAGACACUGAACUACUCGUCUAGUAGCGACUUUGCCAACUUCGUCUUGUCUUUAUCAUCAGAACAAUAUUCAAUAUUGUUGAAGGACUAUUACAGCACAAAGCAUCCAUGCCUGGACCUAAAUAAGCUUUAUGAUCCGCCUGAAUCAGCAUCAGACAAUCAGGUCCAACCUCCUUCCAAUCUAAGGAAACCAACAGGCUGUAAAGCGUCACCAAAACCUGCAAAGAUUCUCAGAAAGAAAAAGGUAACAUCAAGUUUCGAGGACAACGAAGGAUGCGAGUCUAAGAGUUUGAGUGAAGAGGAGGAAAGGAAGCAGUGUAAGCAAACCAAAAAACUUGAGAAAGUGGUGCAUCGGACCAAAGGAACUAAAACUAAAGUAACUGUGGAGAAUCAUGUCAAGACACCAGGACCCUCAACUGUACAUGAAGAGACAAGUAAAGCAAGACCAAAGCCAUCUGGGGAAUACAUUGAAGAUACUGAUGACUCGUUAGAGGUUGAUCAAUGUACAUCGUCAAGCAAGAAUCCCUCACGUAUUCUGCAUCAAGAAGAAAAUCUCUCCUUCUUGGAUGAUAUCUUUAUCUUAGAUCAAUCCAAGAAACCUUGCAAACCCCCUCCUAAGAAUAAAUCACCACGGAUACCAAAGAAGAAGACAACUGUUGAUGAUACUUUUUCAGACAGUGAUAUUGAGAUGGAAGCUAUCAAAGUGACUGAGAUUGAGAACCUUGGAUGGAGUCCUUCUCAUCUACAUGCUCUCUCAUGACAGACCUUGCAACCACUGUAAUCCCGUGGUAUUACGGCACAGAGGGAUUACGUCCACCCUAAAGGUAUAUUAUUAUCACCAUUUAUUCACUCUAACAUCAAACCUGCACCAAACUGCAUGAAUAACAAGCUCACUCCCAUCUACACCAUCACUUUAAAAUCUACUAAGCUCAUUUCCAUGCUUGCAUGUUACAUCUUAACAAUCAGGGGUUCGUUCAACGACAGCGAGAACGUACUCCAUCUAUAACUCCACACCAUCCGUUAUCAGUCACUUGUCAUGUAACAACCACUCACACCAUUUAUAUGCACCUGAAAUAUUCCCAAACUAAAUGGAAUA
Messenger RNA from Asterias rubens (European starfish), 4829 nucleotides. RefSeq names its product DNA excision repair protein ERCC-6-like 2. The coding region runs from base 273 to 4493 and encodes 1406 amino acids. The transcript is spliced from 26 exons. The record is from RefSeq and is a predicted model, not a curated record. Lineage: Eukaryota; Metazoa; Echinodermata; Asteroidea; Forcipulatida; Asteriidae. Gene Ontology annotation, molecular function: RNA binding; ATP-dependent chromatin remodeler activity; ATP binding. Gene Ontology annotation, biological process: mRNA processing. Gene Ontology annotation, cellular component: cytoplasm; nucleus.